AAAUCAAAAACCAGUUUUUUCUUGUUUUUGUUUGCAGUUGGUGACGCCAAAAAGAUGGAGCUAGAACCCAAGGAAUCACUCUCUGCUGACAUGCCAUACUUGCUGAGUAGAUCAUCUGAAACUUUUAAUGGAGGCAGUGGAGAUCGUUCUGCAAGUGAUCUGAGCAUGUUCUCAAGCUCUUUGCCCACACUUUUUCAUGAAAAGCUGAAUAUGACUGAUUCAGAUAGCUGGCUCUCACUUGAUGAUAACUCACCCAAUCUGAACAAACUUGUCAUCGGAAACUCUGAGAAGGAUUCUUUGGAAGAUGUUGAACCAGAUUCUCUAGACAUCUUGCUCCCCGAGGAUGAAAACGAGCUCCUUCCUGGCCUCAUUGAUGAGCUUAACUUUAACGGUCUGCCUGAUGAGCUUGAAGAUCUCGAAGAGUGUGAUGUUUUUUGCACUGGAGGGGGUAUGGAACUGGAUGUUGAGUCCCAAGAUAACCAUGCUGUUGAUGCGUCCGGGAUGCAGAUAUCUGACCGUGGUGCUGCAAAUGCGUUUGUUCCUCGUAAACGCCCCAAUACAACUGGCAGAGUUUCAGUAGAGCAUCCAAACGGUGAACAUCCUUCAAGGACAUUGUUUGUGAGGAAUAUCAACAGCAGCGUCGAGGAUUCUGAGUUAAGCGCUCUCUUUGAGCCGUUUGGGGAGAUCAGAAGUUUGUACACUGCAUGCAAAAGCAGGGGUUUCGUAAUGAUAUCCUACUAUGAUAUCCGAGCUGCUCAUGCCGCAAUGCGUGCACUACAGAACACGCUCUUAAGGAAAAGGACAUUGGACAUUCACUUUUCCAUUCCUAAAGAAAAUCCGUCAGAGAAGGAUAUGAAUCAAGGAACUCUUGUGAUCUUUAACGUGGACACAACAGUAUCAAAUGAUGAGCUACUUCAGCUUUUCGGUGCCUAUGGUGAAAUAAGAGAGAUUAGAGAAACCCCGAAUAGGAGAUUCCACAGGUUCAUUGAGUACUAUGAUGUCAGAGAUGCAGAGACAGCCCUGAAAGCACUGAACAGAAGCGAGAUAGGUGGAAAAUGUAUAAAGCUCGAACUUAGCCGUCCUGGAGGGGCCCGUCGAGUCUCGGUCCCUUCCGCAAGUCAAGAUUUGGAAGUUACGAAUUUCUUCAAUCAAGUAGCGUCACAGGUUACCAAUUCUCCACCAGGUAACUGGCCAAUUGGUAGUCCAGUGAAAGGCUCUCCUUCGCAUGCGUAUCCGAGGCCACAUGGUCUAGGAAUCGCCAGGCCAUUUAACCCCGAUAAUGUGCCCGGAUUGGCUUCGAUUCUCCCUGGUCAGCCUUCUAGCUUUCAUGGAUUUUCACCAGUCAGUAGUGACCAAGGGCUAUUAAAUCAUCCAAACCAAACUAUUCUGAAUAAAGGACUGAUGCACAACGUUCCCUAUGGGCAACCUCAUUCGUUGCCAGAGCAUAUAGGAGGGGGAAUUUCCAACUCUAUGAGGUUUAUAGCUACACACUCUGCAGGAUUCGGGACUUCGUCUGAUAACCGCUAUCGUUGGGGAAGCCCUCCUCAGCAUAUGAAUUAUCCUGGUUACACUGGAGGUUCGUCGUCGUCAUCAUCUACUGAACGUCCUUUUGCUGUGAGGCAUGGUUUUCCGUUUGCUGAGAGGCAAGGUUCGUUGCUUGGUAAAUACCAGCAUCAUGUGGGCUCUGCUCCAUCAAGCAUUCAUUUUAAUACCCAAGUUAGUUGCUACCCGGGAUCACCAGAGACAUCAUCUCGGAUACCCCUUGGAUUUGGCGAUAUGGGAAUCAACAAAAGCUAUAUCAAUCCUCAUGGACAAGCGAACCUUGGUGUGAGUCUACAAGGAAACCAUAAUGAACGAGACUUCACUGGCUUUGGCGUGUCCUCUAUGCCUAGUGUUCCAUUUGGUGGGAUUAGAGGCUUACAAUCAGUAAGACAUGAACCUUUUGCUGAUCACAGUAGGAGCCUACACCUUGAGACUCAGAAUCGAAGUCAACUCGUCGAUGGUGGGCGGUAUCAUAUUGACUUGGAUAGAAUUGCUACUGGAGAUGAUAGCCGGACUACAGUAAUCAUUAAAAACAUCCCAAACAAGUACACUUACAAGAUGCUGGUAGCUGAAAUUGAUGAAAAGCACAAGGGAGAUUAUGACUUUCUGUGCUUACCCAUAGACUUUAAGAAUAAGUGCAACAUGGGUCACGCUUUUAUCAACAUGGUCUCUCCACUGCACAUUGUUCCCUUCCAACAGACUUUCAAUGGUAAAAUAUGGGAAAAAUUCAACAGUGGGAAAGUUGCUUCAUUGGCAUACGCAGAGAUCCAAGGAAAGUCUGCUCUUGCUUCAUACAUGCAGAAUCCAAGUCCUACGAAGGACGAAAAACAUUUGUUUCCAGAAGUCUCCCACCACCAUGAUGAUGGUCAAGACUCCGAUGAUCAGGAGCAACUCUUUUCAAGCAUUUGGAACAUAACCGCGCCUGAUUCAGAUUGGUCUUACACAAUGGAUCUCAUCGAGAAUCCGAGGGAGAAUGUUAACUCCAAGAACAUAGCAGAAGAGUCCUCUUAAACCCCCAACUAAAACCAGUAGCUGGGAACUCUAACCCACCAUCAAAGGUAAGUGUACAGAUCAGGCGCUGAUAUGGAAGAAGCAUAUGUACAGUAUCGUCCAAGGCUUGUUUUUCCUCGGAACAGAGUAACCGUUUUUUAGGGAUUACUUCACACGGAAAAAAAUAAAAUAAAUCUAAAAACAUCCCUUUUAGUAGUACAUUACGUUAAAUACUUUAUUCAAAACUGCUCCUUAUCUGUAAUGUGUAUAUCCUCAUGUCCAUGUGAAAGACAUGAUCAGUGUUUAAUUAGUUGUUUCAUUACAACAGACUUGUUAUAAGUCUCUGUCUCAAUUAGUUACCAUUAGGUCCAUUACUAUUACAAAACCGUUACACGUCUAUCUCUGUGUAGUAGACAUUUCUCCAUGGCAUCAAUGGCGGAUCAGUCUCUUCUUCAACCUCUCCUAGCCAAUCCCAACACAAAUGGCUCAGCAUCGCGAUCAGAUUCUUGCAUUCUUUUACGGCUGAUCUCUGUAAUUAUCGUCGGAGCAAUCUCCUUGUGGGCAAACCACGAGGCAUCAAAAGGUUUCUCCAUAACUAUCAUCAAUGAAGCUAAAGAUUCUCCUUCCGGUAAAAGAUUCGCCCUUUUCUUCGAAUUGGAUGAUACCGCGGUGCGGAUCUUGCUCGAUACGAGCUUCUUUGUGGAGAGAUUUCUCUACGAGAGUGUUCCUCAUCGUCUCCGGAAGCCUGUAAACCACGUGACCGUCAGAUUCUGUGGAAACAGCAGUGAUGGAGUCGAGAAGGUCACGGUAACUUCCGGUGCAAGUCAUGGAGAGAUUUGGUUAUGGGGAGACAAGUCAGGAGCCUUGCCGGAGCUUGUCACCGGAAUAGUGGAGUAUUUGGCCGUGGAGGGAAGAGAACGGCGUCGUUUUGAUGAGUUAGGUGGGUAUUGGAAGGAUAAGGAGUCUGUGUCUGUGGUUAGGUUCUUGUGUUACUGUGAAAGACGUAGCGAGGGGUUCAUCAGACGGUUGAACCAUGGGAUGAGAUUUGGGUGGGAUGAUCGGACGGUGUAUCUAGCUUCGAAUGGUGCGUGUGAUUCACGCAAGGUUGUGUUGCGUAAGCGAAUUAGCGACGACAGUGGAUUUGAUAAUUGAGAGACGAACAUGAUUGGUUUAUCGUGCUGUCGUAUUGUAGCACACAUGGCUCCACGUCAUUAUUCAUGUACUAUAGUAUAAUUCAACACCCUUUUUGUGGAAAUGAUUUUUUUUUGUUCUAUCAGAUAUUGUAAUAUAAUGGAUUUUAUAUGUUUGUUAGAUUUGUUAAUUAUUGGAGUCCAAUUUUGGUGGC
Molecule: messenger RNA, 3877 nt
Organism: Thlaspi arvense
Lineage: Eukaryota; Viridiplantae; Streptophyta; Magnoliopsida; Brassicales; Brassicaceae
Source: the annotation of a GenBank genome assembly